Agelaius phoeniceus (red-winged blackbird) is the source of this 2496-nucleotide messenger RNA. It is a transcript of the gene TAF4B, whose product is annotated as TATA-box binding protein associated factor 4b. The record is from RefSeq and is a predicted model, not a curated record. Gene Ontology annotation, cellular component: transcription factor TFIID complex. Gene Ontology annotation, molecular function: RNA polymerase II general transcription initiation factor activity; protein heterodimerization activity; DNA binding. Lineage: Eukaryota; Metazoa; Chordata; Aves; Passeriformes; Icteridae. Gene Ontology annotation, biological process: transcription initiation at RNA polymerase II promoter; DNA-templated transcription.
AUGAGCGCCUCGGCGGCCCCCGUCAGGCUCAUGCCCGGCGGGCACCCGGAGCAGGCGGCCGCCUGCGCCCCAGCCGCGGGCUCGGCGCCCGAGCGAGGCAGCCCCGCCGCCGCUGUGCCCGCCGGCCCCGCCGCCGCCCCGGCCCGUCCCGCGGCCGCCCCCGCGGGCACCCCGGUGGUGCGGGGGGCCGCUCCCGGCGUCCCGCGGCCGGUGGCGCCCAAGGGGCCGCCCGCGGCCACCCUCCAGUUGCCGGCCAACUUGCAGCUGCCCCCAGGAACUGUUCUUAUCAGAAGCAGUAAUGGGCACCUAAUGCUGGUAUCUCAACAGUCAAUAGGACAAGCACAGAACCAGACACAAAACAACACAAGUGUGAGACCACCUGUGCCAACCAGCACACCUGCAAUCAGAAUAUGUGCUGUGCAGAAUUCUGGCACACAGUUAGUAAAGAAAAUAGCAGCUGCUCCUGUGAAAACAUUAUCUCAAACAACAAAUGCUGUGGUUUCUACUGUUCAGACACCUGCUGUAAUACAGCCAGCAGCUGCAACAGCUAGUGUUACUACAGUUACUGCUGUAAAGCCUUUGAGUACUGGAACACCUGUAAAACUUCCAGUUACAGGACCACCUGCACAAGCUAUCUCCCAAAAGGCAGUCUCUGUGAAAGCAGAGGGCACAACAGUAGCACAGACCAGCGCUUCUGCAGAGAUGCUAGAGAAUGUGAAGAAAUGCAAGAAUUUUCUUGCUACGCUAGUAAAAUUGGCAUCUAGUGGACCUCAAGCCCCUGAGAUGGGGCAGAAUGUGAAGAAUCUGGUGCAAAACCUACUGGAAGCAAAAAUUGAACCAGAAGAAUUUACAAAAAACUUGUACACAGAGCUUAAGUCAUCUCCACAACCAUAUUUAGUUCCUUUCCUCAAGAAAAGUGUGCUUGCCUUACGACAACUAAUGCCUGAUCCUCAGAGCUUUAUCCAGCAGUGUAUGGAGCAGCCAGCUCCAACCCAAGAAGAGGUUUCCAUUUGUCCCUCUGCAGCACCAGCUCCUUCGACAGGAGCGGCAACCUCUGCUGUAGCAACAACUGCUCUUCCAGCUGUAAAACCCUCAUCUGCAGCGGUCACAGCCCCUGUAGUUGUCACACCAGUCCUUGCCAGCACAUCAGCAGCAGCUCCUCUGCAGGCUGUGAAGGCUGUUCCUUCCCCUGCCACAGGGACAGCGGCGCUGGGGCCCGCAGCUUCCGUCCUCACCGCAGCCGUGGCAUCGUCUGGGCUGACCGCUGUCCAGCCUGGCAAGCCAGUCCUCACCACUGCAGUGCCAGCACCCUCUCUGCAGGCUGCAAAGCCAGUGCUGGUCUCUACAGUGGCAUCUUCAGCAACAACCCCUCUCCAGCCUCUGAAACCAGUCAUUGGAACCCCAGUUGGCAUUAAAAUCUCGCAGCCCAGCUCCAUCGUGGCACGGUCAGCGGGUGCUCCGCAGGUGGUUAAAGUGAAGCAGCUGGUAGUCCAGCAACCAUCAGGAGCCAUUGUCAAGCAAGUAUCCACGCUCCCACAGCCCUCAGUGCUCACCCUACAGACAUCUGCUGAGAAGAAAAUGCCACUGAAUACCCUUGUUCAAACCAGCCAGUUUCCUGCAGGUUCCAUUCUGAAGCAAAUUACCUUGCCAAGAAAUAAAAUUCUGUCGCUUCAAGCAUCUCCUGUUCAAAAAGUGAAAAUGAAAGAGAAUGGAGCAACAUCCUUCAGAGAUGAAGAUGACCUAAAUGAUGUGACUUCUAUGGCUGGGGUUAAUCUCAGUGAGGAGAAUGCCUGCAUUUUGGCAGCAAACUCUGAGCUUAUUGGCACAGUGAUUCACUCUUGUGCAGAUGAACCGUUUCUGUCUCUGGAAGCUCUUCAGAGUAAGAUCUUGAACAUAGGUAAAAGGCAUGACAUUAUGGAACUUAACUCUGAUGUUGUGAACUUGAUCUCCCACGCUACACAGGAAAGAUUACGAGGGCUCCUGGAAAAACUAACUGUAAUUGCUCGGCACAGAGUAUCAACCCACAAGGGGAGUGAUAAGUACAUCAUAUGUAGUGACACCAGAGCACAACUGAGAUUUCUUGAGAAGCUUGAUCACCUAGAAAAGCAGAGAAAAGAUGAAGAGGAACGUGAAAUGUUGCUUCGAGCAGCCAAGAGCCGUUCCAAUAAAGAAGAUCCAGAGCAACUGCGGUUAAAGCAGAAAGCAAAAGAGAUGCAACAGCUGGAAUUAGCACAGAUGCAACAAAGAGAAGCCAACCUCACAGCUUUGGCAGCCAUUGGACCAAGGAAGAAAAGACCACUGGAUUCAUUGAACAUUGGAUCUGGGCUCGAGGGUUUGAGAAGCAAUGGAAUUGCUGGAUCAUCAGGUUUUAGCCUUACGAAGCAGAUGCUCUGUCCACGAGUAACCCGUGUCUGUCUCAGGGACUUGAUAUUCUGCAUGGAACAAGAGAGGGAGAUGAAGCAUUCUCUACGCUUGUACCGUGCCCUUCUGAAGUGA